This is a messenger RNA of Durotheca rogersii, 2127 nucleotides long. RefSeq names its product fungal-specific transcription factor domain-containing protein. Gene Ontology annotation, cellular component: nucleus. The record is from RefSeq and is a predicted model, not a curated record. The transcript has 3 exons. Bases 1 to 2127 code for a protein of 708 amino acids. NCBI's taxonomy places the organism in Eukaryota, Fungi, Ascomycota, Sordariomycetes, Xylariales, Xylariaceae. Gene Ontology annotation, molecular function: DNA-binding transcription factor activity, RNA polymerase II-specific; zinc ion binding; DNA binding. Gene Ontology annotation, biological process: DNA-templated transcription.
AUGACAAACCUUACCGUUGUUCCCAGGACGGCUCCUAUCGCCAUUGCUCCCAAACCCGCACACCACCUAUUCUCUAGCCGUCAGCAUAGCAACGACGUAUCUUUAAUGAAUAGCAUGACCAGUAAUGAUUCGACAGACUCGGAUUCUGCCGUAAGUGGGAACGGAACAUCUUGUGAGUCCUGUCUAAGGAGACGGCUCAAGUGUGUUAUGGGGGAAGACGACGAGAGCUGCAUAUCUUGUCACAUCCACGGAAUCUUGUGCUCCCUCGGCCAGAGCCCCCAGCCUCGUAAAAGGAAGCUAGCGCGUGACUUGACCGAGACGAGCAACGUGAAGAGAGGCUCGCCUGGCAGGUCUGAUAACAGAAGGCGGCAGCGUCAGGCCAGCUUCUCCAGUACAACCGCUAGCACUUCUUUAAUCGAGGAGAUGGCUAAUUUUGGUGGCUCAACUCUGCUCCAGCGCACUCUUGGCCUCCAGACUGAUCGGUACAGCCAAUAUAUCGGGCUUACCACCGACUUUGAACCGUCUCUGAUCAACCUGUCCCCGUUCGACCCUCAGGAUGAGAGUCUGCUCGCUCGAGGUGCUCUUCGAAAGGUUAAUCACGCCACGCCCGGUCACGAACACCAAAUCGACGAUGUCGAAGAGAUCCAACGGCUGGUCGCGCCCCACGGCCGCAAGCUGAUCGACCUCUACUUCGAGGUCGUACAUCCCGCCUUCCCCGUACUUCAGAAGAACGUCUUCUACGAGAAGUACGAGAGAGACUAUCGAGAGUUCUCGCCACCGCUCCUCGCCGCCGUCUACCUCCUCGCCAUCAACUGGUGGGACUACUCGGAGGAACUAUCCACCUUUCAACGGCCGAACGUGCGGGAGCUGGAGAGGCUGAUACGGUCCUCUCUGGCCGAUGCCAUGUGGCGUCCGAAGCUCUCUACCGUGCAGGCCGGCCUUCUACUCUCGCAGCGGCCCGACGGCGACCAGUGGGCGCCGACCGCUCAGCUGGUAGCGGUCGCCCAAGAGCUCGGCCUCCACCUUGAUUGCACACAUUGGAAGAUACCACCGUGGGAGAAGGGGCUUAGAAAAAGGCUCGCGUGGGCAUUGUACAUGCAAGAUAAAUGGGGGGCCCUCGUACACGGACGGCCGUCGCACAUCUUCGGGUCCAACUGGAUUGUACAACCUCUAGCGGCUAACGAUUUCCCCGAUGCGGAGCUGGACGAACAGGCCCGGGAGGAGAAGACGGACAUCGAAAGGGGCAGGACGCUCUUCGCUCAGAUGAUCUACCUUACGCAGGUGCUGGCCGAGAUUCUCGAGACGUUCUACACCCUCCAGGCCAUGCAGAAUAUAAGCGACGCGGGCCCGCAAGGCACGCAUCUCGUGUUGGCUAUGGCAAAACCCAUCCAGCUUAAGCUCAAAGAUUGGUAUGCCGGGCUUCCCGGCGCCAUUCGCAUGGACUCCUCGUUCCAGUCCGGCAGCGUUGCGCCAACGCGCUUGUCGAGCAUCGGAUACCUGCACCUGGCCUACUUUGCGGCAGAGAUCACUCUCCACCGCCGGAUCAUCCGGUCUCUCGAGGCGGAUUCGCAGGCCGUCGACCCUUACGUCCAACAUAUUUGCCGUAGUGCCGCGAAAGCCCGUCUGAUAUCCGCGAUGGACUUUGUCAACCGCCUGACGCCCCAACACCUCCGAGCCUUCUGGUUCUUUGCGUCGAAGACCAAUUUCGCUUUAAUUGGCACAUUCGGGUCGCUAUUGUGGGCAACCUCCCCGGGCCGCGAAGAAGCCGACUGGUACCGCCGUCGGCUCGGAGAAUACCGGUGGACGCUGAGCGUCAGCAGCAAGGCCGGGGAAUCCAAGGGUCUGACCGAAUUUGCGAUGGGCAUGCUUGACAUAUCGACCGGGCUGCUGAAGAAGCUCCCGGAGAAGCCGGAGCUGAGCCGCAGCGGGAGCGCCAUCGAGUUCGAUACCGGCAGACGCCAGAGUCUCCUCUCCAUGGGUAUAAGCAGCACUGGAGGCGAGCCACACAGCGGUAUGGCCAGCGCCGACAUCAGUAGCGUCCAAAGUCCGGAGAGCCCAAUCGACAGUAGCGACGAAGACUACGACACAUUUGCUCCCAUGGCCGGGAUGGCCUCCAUGGGUGACUGA